Messenger RNA from Manacus vitellinus (golden-collared manakin), 1719 nucleotides. Its product is annotated as inositol 1,4,5-trisphosphate receptor-interacting protein-like 1. NCBI's taxonomy places the organism in Eukaryota, Metazoa, Chordata, Aves, Passeriformes, Pipridae. The transcript has 2 exons. Bases 94 to 1077 code for a protein of 327 amino acids. The record is from RefSeq and is a predicted model, not a curated record. Gene Ontology annotation, cellular component: membrane.
AGAAGUAGAAGAAAAGAAAGAGAGAGAAUUAUAGCUACCACUUUAAAUCCAUCAUAGAAUCAGCUACCAGAAGUCCAAGAACAUCCUUCACAAAUGGCAGUGGCAAUCACACUCCUCCUGGCUGUGGUGGCCAUCCUGCUGGGAAAGAUGCACGAUCUUAUAGUCAGUGUGGCCACGGCCCAGUGGAUGAAGCUGCAUGAGGUUUUUCUGCGUCCGGUGAUGACAUGGCUUUGGCAGGACGUUAAGCUGACCAGCCCCUUGGAAGAAGCCUCACUGCUUCCCAAAUUGCAGCGCUGGCCCUUUUGCACUGCUGCAGCAGCCGUGCUCGCUGAGAUUUGCUGGGUGGCCUGGCAAAUGCAUCUUGCCUCUCGCAGCUGCCCUGAGCAGGACAACUCCAGCAUCGAGGAGGAGGAGGAUGACAGUGAGAAGAAGGACCUCAAGGAACAACACCCCAGUGUUCGGAUGUUUUCUGUGCACAAUGUAUUGCCAACGCAGGAACUGUCUGACAUGUGCAGGGAUGUGCAGAAGUUGGUGCGUGACCUCCUCCGUGUCUGCCGAGUGAUUUGCAAGAAGACUUCCAUGCCAGAGAUGCACCCAGCCAUUGGGAAGGAUGGUAUCCAUGAAUCCUGGAAUGUCUUUGAGGACCGAAUCAUGUACCUGCUGGUUGUGGUCCUGCAGCCACCCCCCGGAUACUCUUUCAGAUUGGAGCUGUAUGGUGGGAUGCACCUGCCAGAGAGGUGCUGCAAUAUCCGUGUGGUGCUGGAGUGCACAUGCUCAGGGACAGGGGAUAUGUUUUGUUUUCUCCACCCCUCUGACAACAACCAUAGCUCUCACCUCCUAUCCACCCUCUGCACAGGCUCCUAUUUAGAUGUGGAGGAAAUUGCCUGCUGGAUGCAAAAUUUGGUGGGAUCAGCCUGGGAGAGUUUGCCUCAGUGGCACGAUUGGGAGCUCCGGGUGCUGCCCUCCUCCCAUUCCUGCAGGCUCCUGCUGACUGGACCCUCCGAGGUGCAGCUCUGUGUUGUGCUGAUGUUUGCAGUGCAGCAGGGCAGCCCAGGCACCUUCCUGGUCCUCCAGUAGGCAAUUGCAGCUUUCCCAGGCACUGGUUUGGGCUGGGGCUGCACGGGGAGUUGGGAGCACACACAGCUGGGACAGCACAACAGACCACUAUGCUCAGUAUAUGAAAGAGAAGGGGAGAAGGAAGAGGAAGGGGAUAGGUUUGCAGUCACAACAUUUGUCUUCCCAAGUCACCAUUGGUGACAGAGCCCAGUUUCCCUGUAAAUGGGUGAACACCUGCCCGCCCAUGGGAAGACAAAUGUUACAACUCCGAACAUCCCCUCAGAAUCACAGAAUCAAAUAGAUUGGAAAAUACCUCUGAGGUCAUUGAGUCCAUCCUAUGACUGAACACCAUUCCUGGAUGUCACACAAUCAAGUGCCACGUCCAGUCUUUCCUUAACACCUCUGGGGAUAGUGACUCCACCACCUCCCCGGGCAGUCUAUUCCGAUGUCUAAUCAGCCUUUCUGUGAAAAAAUUCCUCCUAAUGUCCAACCUACUCUGGUGCAGCUUAAGACUAAGUCCUCUCGUCCUGUCACUGGUUGUCUGGCAGAAGAGGCACAGCUGCUCUAGGAAGUUCUCUUCCACAAACUCCAAGAACCUCCUAGUCUGGCUACUCUCCACUGAGUUGAGUUUCCAGCAGGUGUCCAGCAUGUCCCUCCUCCUUC